This is a messenger RNA of Podarcis raffonei (Aeolian wall lizard), 572 nucleotides long. It is a transcript of the gene MSMP, whose product is annotated as microseminoprotein, prostate associated. The transcript is spliced from 3 exons. Bases 1 to 522 code for a protein of 173 amino acids. The record is from RefSeq and is a predicted model, not a curated record. NCBI's taxonomy places the organism in Eukaryota, Metazoa, Chordata, Lepidosauria, Squamata, Lacertidae.
AUGGCUGCGAAGGCGAGGCUGGGGGCAGCGGCGGCAUUCUGGGCCCCCCUGAGGGGCUGCCUGCUCCUCGCGCUCCUGCUCCAGCUGCCAGGAGCAAGGGCCCUUUGCUACUUCCAUGCGCAAGGCAGCUGGCAGAGCCGAGGGCCAGAUCCAGUGCCAGCCCUCCUCCCUGACCGCCCUCCCUCCUUCCUUCCAGCCCCCUGCCUCUACAAGGAGAAGCACUUUGGCCCCGGAGAGUCCUGGCAGGAUGCCAACUGCUCCAAGUGCUUCUGCCUGGACCCCCUCGGCGUGGGCUGCUGCGACAUGAUGCAGCCUCCGGUCGACUUCCCCGCCUGGUGCGAAGCGCACUACGACUCCCGGGCCUGCAAGAUCUCGCUGGUGCAGAAAGGCAGGCCGAGGCUGCCCUGCGUGAACAACCUGGAGCCCGGCUGGGGGUCAGGCCAGGCCCCUGAGCAGCAGCCCGGCAGCCGAGGGGGGGCCAAGGCCCGGCUGGGGAGGAAGAGCCUGGAAGCGAAGCGCUGAAGGGGGGUUGUGCAGAAGCAGCGCCAGAGGCACCCAGAAAGAAAGAAAGA